AAGAACCUCGAUAUACGAUAUUUUAGCGAAAAAAAUAUAUUUUCGACAUCCCUAAACGAAUCGGUGUGAAAAAAAGCCAAAGUAUACACCUCGGGGGACUAUUUUCGAUUGGAAAAACGCGCGCGACUGACCUACGAAUAGUGGUUUGUGAUCCCGAACCAAAAUCAUCCCGGUCCCCUAUCCAAGAUGCAAUAAAAACGAUCGUUCCACUUCUCCUAAUAACACACACACAUAGGCGCGUCGCCGAGUGUCAACAGCUGCCCUGGUCAAAAUGUCGGACAUUAACGAUGACCUGCUCAAUUAUGAACUGGGCGAUGACAGCGAUGACAUCGACGACCAGGCUCUGCUCGGAGCCGACGAGGAUGAGUUGCUACUCUCGGACGAAGAGCUGGAAAAAGAUGUCACCAGCGAGGUGAAGCUGCAGAUGCGUGCCGAAGCCGAGGAGUGGGCCCAGGAACAAAUUCGCCAGCAUGAGCGCAAGCACAAGGAACAAUUACAGGCGGGAGUUGCCGCAGUGGUGAAAACUACGACUGGCAAUGGAGGAGGCGCAGGUGCCGUAGCAGGAGUUGAAGUCGGAACAGGAGCAACGGCGGUAGUGGAGCCAGAACCAGUAACAGUAGUACCCACUGUUGUGGAUGUUACACCUCCGGCUCCUCCAAAAGAACCCUCUAUAAUAGCAAACGAGCGCCUACCUAUUGAGGUAUCGACUCCCCCGGUGACGGAAAGCUCACAUCCCUGCUCCAAUACAGUUGUUGCCGCUGCCGAGACCACGUCGAUGCCCAGCUCGGCAGUCGAGCAAGUGACCGAACUGGUGGCUGCCACCUCCACCACCAACCCUACCACCACAGAUCCGCCAGCGAAACCACUCAGCCGUGAAGAAGAAGAGGAAGGAAAAUCGGAAAAUAAAUGCGGAGGUGAGGAAGCGCCUCGAAAUGGCGAGAGUGCGGUGGAAAGCGUUGUGGAACCCGUCGAAGCGGCUUGUAAUCAGAGCGAAAGCGAACAGAGCCAGGAGCCACUGGGUCAUUCCUCCCUGCUGGCUUCAUCGCAGGAGAGCCUGCCCAGCGCCAGCUCCGCCUCGGUGGUCGAAGACGAGGAGGAACGGGAGGAGCGCACAAACUACAAGACGGCCAGCGAGAGGUCGGAGGCUAACAUGCGGCAGCAGCAAGAGCACGCCAACAUGUCCCCCUAUCAUCAGCAGCGGCGGCACCACAACCACGCAGACAAAUCACGCGUUGGCGGAGGGGGACGCUUCAUGCCACAGCAGAAUCCUAUGGGCAAGCCAUUGCGGGGUAUGGGAACGCGCCACCAUCUGCUAAGGAACCCGACGCCCCUGUUCGGCGGACUGUCGCCGCAGCAACAGCAGCAACGCAUGGGCCUGGCCGGGAUGCAGCCGCUGAUUCAGCGCUACGGAAUGCCGGGUAAUGCUCCAACCCCGCAGCACCUGGCCUUAAUGAGUACGCCAGUGGGUGCUGCUCCUACGGCAGCUUGUCUGCUACCCUUGUCCCUGCCGAUUCAUCCAUCCCACUCCCAGCAACAGCAGCCACAACAGAAACAGCAACAACAAACACUGAACAAACCAACAUUCAUUCCAAUUCCAGGCCAGUACCCGCCAACCCAGCCACCCAAUCAGUCAUCACAACAACAACAAGCACCGACUAACACGCCACAGCCCGCCUCUCCCCUCCACAAUCCCUCGCAUUCGCACAUGAUGCACCACGGCCAUGGUCACAGUCACAGUCACGGUCACGGGCACGGUCAUGGUCACAAUCCGCCUCACCUACUGCCGCAUCCGCACGAGCAGGUGCGAGUGGGCCUGCUGCAGCCGCCGCCGCUGGCGUUCGCCAAUCCCAACCCCGGCGGUCCCUAUCGAAACGGAGCGCUCUUGGGCCCGGGACCUGGCCCUGGGCCAGGACAAGGACCUAAUCCACACCAGCCCCCUCACCAGCCGGCGGGGAUGCGGCCGCCACUGUAUCGCAAUGCUCCGCCGUCGUACGGCUAUGAUCCGGCGGUGGGCCAUCCGCCCCAGCACUCGCCGCAGUUUAUGCGACCGCACAACGGGUGGCGGCCACAGGGGGAUGCCGCACGAAUGCCUCGACCUCCGCUACAGACCCUGCCGCCGCACCUGAUGCCGGGCGCACCCCCCAACUACGCUACCAAUGGCAUGGGAAUCCGGGGACCCCCUCCGCAGCAGCAGCAGCAGCAACAACAGCAGACGCAGCAACAACAACCCCAACCAGUUCCGCCUCAGGCCGGAAAUCCGAACAAUCCCUGCCAGCCGCCGCAGCCGAAUGGACCGCCACAACCGGCUGGCCCCGCCUCUGUUCCGCGGGUGAGCAAGGUGCUCAUCAAUCCGAAUUUCAAGGGGGGCGUCGAGGCGGCUACCAACAAGUUCAUUAAGGAGACGCACUUCAUGCCGGCCAUCAACAGCGAAGCAGAACUUCUGCGUCAACAGGAGGAGUUCAUCAACAAGAACCGGCAGUACUUUGAGAAGCGCCGCAAGGAACGCUCUCCGCCGCCGGCGGGCUCUGGAUCGAGUGGCGGCGCCUCUUCCUCCUUGCAGGCAGGCGAGCGGAGACGCACCCGCAGUCGCAGUCGCUCCCGGGGCAGAAGCUACUCUCCGGUCAAGCGCUCGGAGCGGGAAAGGGAGCGAGACCGAGAUCGCGAGAGGGAACGGGAAAGAGAGAGAGAUCGAGAGCGGGAUAGAGAUCGGUAUGGUGUGAACCGGGCGCCCGGAAAUAGGUGUUUUCGACGAGCAGCUAGUAGGGACCGCGACGAGAACAGGGGAGGAGCAGGCACGGGCAAUGGACCAGCAGGUGGUGGUGGAACAUCUAGUGGAGGAGGGGCAGCGCCGCCCAAGCGAAGGCGGAGCGGAUCACCUGGCUCCGCAACACGAAAUCCCUUCUCCGGCGAGCCGCGGGGAAGAACGUCGGACACUGGCAGCCGCGUUGUGCAAAGCGAUGAGGACGAGGAGACUCGUAACUACCGCCUGGAGAUUGAGAAGCAGAAGCAGCUGCGGGAAAAGGUCAUGCGGGACAAGGAGCUGAAGCGGAGGCGCGCAGCCGAGGAGAAGCUGCAUGAGGAGAAACGCGCCGAGCAGCAGCACAACUCGCCGGCCCGCGAGGAACAGGAUCAAGCGGCAGUAGCGCCCGGAACAGGAUCUGUCUCUGGAAGCGGCGGCAGUGCAGCGACAAAGCAGCGCCCCGGCCAGACCAACGAACGCAAGGUGAUCUCGCUAAAGCGACGCGACGACCAGGAGACGGGCAAUGGGCGCAGUCGGCAGUCCCAGUCUCAAUCCCAGUCGCAGCAGCAGACAACCCAAGCCCAGCCAGGACAGCAGCAGCCAGCUAGGAAGCAGCUCACCGCGGCCAAGAUUGCGCCCGAGGCCAAGAGAAGCAUAACUGAGCACCUGGCGCCCUCUUCGAAGCAACACCAGCCGGUGACUGCGCUGAAAACCCUGGGACCAGCAGCUGGAGCCGGGGGACAUGGCCCGGGGGGAGGAACGCCUCCCAAGUCGCGGGACAUGCUGCGCUUGGGCACGCCCAGCGACGAUGAAGUGGAGCUGGACUACGACGUCGACGACCUGCUGCUAGACGAGGAGGAUCGCUUGCUGGCCACGCCAUCGCCCCCGCCGCAGAAGGCGAGCAGCAAGCGCUCGGCCACGCCGGAGCUGUUGGUGGUGAAGCGAAACCACAAGGCGGCGCCCAGCUUUGGCUCCAGCCAGCGGAGGGUGGUGCUGAAGCCGAACAGCAGCAGCAAUGGUAGCGGCGGGGGCGGUGGGGGAGACUCGCAGCAGCAGUCCUCGCAUGGGGGCAGCAGGAUGCGGGACAGGCGGUCCAGGGAGGAGCAUCUCUUGGCCCGGAAGAGCGGAGCCGAGGGAGGCGGCAGCAGUAGUGGCGGUGGCGGUGGAGGUGGAGGUGGACGCGGAGGAAUCUUUGAUCGGCUGGAGAAGCGGCAGGCGUCGUCGGUGGGAGGCAGCGGCCACAAACAACGCAGCAAGGCGCCCCCUCGAAUUGUACUCAAGCACGAUUAGGAAGGACUCGCCAGGGGACAGCAGGAUAACUUGGAACACGCAGCAGGAGCAGCGUCAGCAGCUCUAGCUCUAGAUUAAGCAAAACCUUAAAUUGUGAAUGAUAAAUCUAAUCAUUAGUCAUUUUUGUUCAAUAACCGUGUAUCUCUUUAGAGGAUAACAUGCAAUAGCUGGAGCGUAAUUAUGAAUCCAAAGUAAGAGGAACCGUAGCUUUAAGUGAAAACAGAGAAGCAUAGGCACACGUCAGUUUGUUGAUCCGUGCGUAGGUUCUGGGCAGACCAUAGACCAUAUAGAUAGACACAGGCCUAGUAUGUGGUGAGUAUGCCAGAGCGGUGACCAUAUAGCACUAGUUUGUAGCUGUAAGUGUACAAAUCUUAUCAAUGACUAAAACGUGCUUCGUUUUCUUAACCACAGAUUGUAUUUAAACUUAGAGUAAGCGGGACGCUUAAAGCUUGACCUGGACAAUUAGAAACCACACAAAUCGCAACCUAGCCUAUUGUAACCAAUUAAACGCAAAACAAACAAAUAUAUAAAGCCCUAUAUACUAUAUAUAUAUUUAUAUACAAUCUAUGUUUAAAAACACCUACCUAGUUUUAAGCCAAACCCUAGAUACAAAGCCUAGAGAGCUAAGCGUCUUGCUUUCCGACUUGAUCCUUAAGUACGAUUAUGUUGAUUUCGAAUAAGAGGUUAGAAUCCAAAAGCAGCGGGAAACAAGCGCGCUGGCUCCCGAAGCUCCAAGUAACUCUAACAUUUUUUCACCUUGUAUUCAAAUUUUUUGAGACUCCAACUCUGACCUGGAUAUUGCCUAUUACGACCUCAUAUAUGCUGUAUACCAUAAACUAUAUACUAUAUACAAGCCUGUUAUACUUUUAAAUUGUGGCCCGUUUUAUUUACACCAAAUUGUUUUUGUCUCCUGUCCCAUUGUGUUCUUUGUAACUAAUAUUAAUCGAUAUAUACAAAAUUAUUGUGCAACAAAUAUACUUGCAAAUUUUAGCAGCAUUACCACAAUGGCCUAACUAUGAGCGAAGAGAGAGCGCAGUGGCAAUGCACCAGAUCGUAGCACACUAAACAUAGCAAUAUAGAACCGGUUAAAUAAACCCUAGUCCCUAAGCAAUUGUAUAUACAUAAAGCGACUUCAUCAUCAUUUCAUUUUACUCGAUAUAACUUGAUAAAGAUCAGACUACCUAUGGCCAUAAUCCAUUUAAAUUAUUGUAUUGUGAAGAAGUGCGAAAUGCCUAGGCUAACCCCAACCCGAUUGUUAUACUUUUUAUCCAAAUUUACACAAAAGCUGAGGCGUAACGCAGCUUGACUCGGAAUUGCGUUUCAUCGAGUCAGAAUCAGAAAAAAAAACAUAAACAGACAAAAUAUUAUACAUAAAUUGUAAUUGAAUCUUAGGAGGCCACACCAGGCAGAGUUAUAUAUGACAUUUAUUGUGUACUAAACCGCUCUAAUCUAAUUUAAAUUAAUGUAACUGAGUCUAAAUCUAAACUGAACUUAGCAAGUCCUUUCAGAGCUUGUCCUUACCUAGUUGUAGAUUAGCAUUAAUCAUGUGACGACACAUACCAUGCUGUACCAUGCUAUGUGGCAGAGGUCCUGGAAAGCCUGUAAGCUGUAAUUGUUGUAGGUUGCAACGCUAGAUACUAUAUAAGAUAAUGACAUAAACACCCCAACACACACAGAUAGAACUAGUAACCGUAAUGCUACACACUAUAAUAUAUACAUUAUAUAUGGAUUAAUAAAAAACAAAUGGUA
Drosophila bipectinata is the source of this 5779-nucleotide messenger RNA. RefSeq lists its product as uncharacterized. The record is from RefSeq and is a predicted model, not a curated record. Gene Ontology annotation, molecular function: RNA binding. Lineage: Eukaryota; Metazoa; Arthropoda; Insecta; Diptera; Drosophilidae.